AUGACGACUGAAGUCAUCUCUUCCUCUCAAGCCGCCGACUUUGACUAUGUCAUCGUCGGCGGUGGCACGGCCGGUUGUGUCAUUGCAAGCAGGCUCUCCGAGUACUUGCCAAAUAAAAAGAUCUUAAUGAUCGAGGCUGGCCCCAGCGAUUUCAUGGAUGAUCGCGUCCUGAAGUUGAAGGACUGGUUGGCUCUGCUCGGAGGGGACUUGGAUUAUGACUACCCAACUACUGAGCAACCAAAUGGAAACUCAUAUAUUAGACACUCUCGGGCCAAGGUCCUAGGAGGCUGCUCAUCCCACAAUACCCUGAUCUCCUUCCGGACCUUCGAGUACGAUUGCCAGAUAUGGGAGAGCAUGGGCGCCAGAGGAUGGAACUUCAAGACCAUGAUGCGCCUCAUUGACAAUCUCCGCAACCAGAUCCAGCCUGUCCACUCCCGCCACCGUAACCAGGUCUGCAAGGACUGGGUUGAGUCCUGUUCGACUGCUAUGGACAUUCCAAUCAUCAAAGACUUCAACCAGGAAAUUCGAGAGACGGGAAGCCUUAAACAGGGCGCGGGCUUCUUCUCUGUGGCAUAUAAUCCUGAUGAUGGUCGGAGGAGCUCUGCCUCUGUUGCAUACAUUCACCCUAUCCUCCGCGGGGCAGAGAAGCGUCCUAAUCUCACUAUCUUGACCCACGCCUGGGUCAGCAAGAUCAACGUCUCGGGGAAGGAGGUCAGGGGUGUGGAUUUGACGCUGAAAUCCGGCACUAAGCUCACAAUCUCUCCUAGGCUCGAAACUAUCCUGUGUGCUGGAGCCGUUGACACCCCGCGCUUGAUGCUGCUCUCAGGCAUCGGUCCCCAAGAACAACUCUCCAAUCUCGGAAUCCCGGUUGCCCAUGACCUCCCUGGAGUAGGCGAGAACCUCCAGGACCACCCCGAAUCCAUCAUAAUAUGGGAACUGAACGCACCAAUCCCCCCACAGACCACCAUGGACAGCGACGCAGGUGUCUUCCUCCGCCGAGAAAUCCCCAAUGCAGCGACCAACAACGCCGAUCCAAACCUAAACCCCUCCAAGCUGCCUGAUGGCAACAUAGCAGAUAUAAUGAUGCACUGCUACCAAAUCCCCUUCUGCCUCAACACCCAACGGCUAGGCUACGACGUCCCUGUACAUGCCUUCUGUAUGACGCCCAAUAUUCCCCGCCCCCGCUCCCGUGGGCGCCUAUAUCUCACAUCCGCCGACCCCAGCGUGAAGCCAGCUCUAGAUUUCAGAUACUUUACAGACCCGGAAGGUUACGACGCCGCAACCAUCGUAGCAGGCCUCAAAGCAGCACGCCAAAUCGCUAACCAAGCUCCGUUUUCAAAGUGGUUGAAACGGGAAGUCGCCCCAGGUGCAAAAAUCAAGACGGACGAAGAGCUCAGCGAGUAUGGCAGGAAGGUGGCACAUACCGUGUACCAUCCCGCGGGAACCACGAAGAUGGGCGCGAAGUCGAAUGCUAUGGCGGUUGUAGAUGAGGUUUUGAAAGUUAGGGGCUUGAGCCGGGUUCGGAUCGCGGAUGCGGGGGUGUUCCCUAGUAUGCCAACUAUUAAUCCGAUGUUGACGGUUUUGGCUGUGGGCGAGAGGGCUGCAGAGUUGAUUGCUGCGGAUGCGGGAUGGAGAGGCGAUGGCAAUCCAAGGUUGUAA
This is a messenger RNA of Venustampulla echinocandica, 1659 nucleotides long. RefSeq names its product Alcohol oxidase. Gene Ontology annotation, molecular function: flavin adenine dinucleotide binding; oxidoreductase activity, acting on CH-OH group of donors. NCBI's taxonomy places the organism in Eukaryota, Fungi, Ascomycota, Leotiomycetes, Helotiales, Pleuroascaceae. Bases 1 to 1659 code for a protein of 552 amino acids. The transcript is spliced from 2 exons. The record is from RefSeq and is a predicted model, not a curated record.